Messenger RNA from Ficedula albicollis (Collared flycatcher), 1282 nucleotides. RefSeq names its product HscB mitochondrial iron-sulfur cluster co-chaperone (gene HSCB). The record is from RefSeq and is a predicted model, not a curated record. The transcript is spliced from 8 exons. The coding region runs from base 85 to 564 and encodes 159 amino acids. NCBI's taxonomy places the organism in Eukaryota, Metazoa, Chordata, Aves, Passeriformes, Muscicapidae. Gene Ontology annotation, biological process: protein complex oligomerization; [2Fe-2S] cluster assembly. Gene Ontology annotation, cellular component: mitochondrion. Gene Ontology annotation, molecular function: ATPase activator activity; protein-folding chaperone binding.
CCCGGCAGCGAUGGGUCGCCGCGCUUCUGCCCCGGCUGCCAGGCUCUGCAGCCGCCGGCACCGCGGCCUGACCUCUUCCGCCUGAUGGACUGUGAGCGCUCCUUCCGCAUCGACGAGCGGCAGCUGCAGCGGCGGUUCCGGAGCCUGCAGCGCGCCGUCCACCCCGACCGCUUCGGCCGGAGGACGCCGAAAGAGCAGUACUACUCUGAGCAACACUCUUCCCUGAUCAACAAGGCCUACCAGACCCUGCUGAACCCUCUGAGCCGAGGCCUCUAUCUACUGGAGCUGAGUGGAGUGGAACCAGUACAAGAGACAGACUGUGAUGCAGACUCAGCAUUCCUCAUGGAAAUUAUGGACAUUAAUGAGAAAUUAGCAGAGCCCAAAAACGAGGAUAGCCUUGAAGAAAUUGCAACCUUAAUUAAAGUUAAACAAGAAGAACUGACCAGAGAGGUGGCUGCAGCUUUUGAAAGAGAUGAUCUUCAAGAAGCCAAGAAGCUGCUAGCAAAAAUGAAGUAUUUUGCAAACUUAGAGGAUAAACUAAAGGCCAAGAAGGUCCCUUCCUGAUGUUGCCUCCUUUGCUAUUAAGAGAAUUAUGAGGAAGAUGAAAGCAGCAACAAAGAAGCACUCCAGUAAGAACACCACAAAACAAUACUGCUUCAGUCCAUUCUGAAAAUAAAUGUGAUUGCAACACAUUUCAAGUGUAAUAGUAGGUUUGAGAAAAAUAAGCUUUUUGUUUCCAUUCACACUUAACAUUGCUGCUCAGAUGUUUUUAAGAAAGAAUCAUUCAACCUAUUCUUUAGCUGUUACUUUUUAUAUAAAAGACUGACAAGUGCUGUGCAAUUCCUGGGUAGACUUUUACUUUAAAAAUAAGAUAAACCAUCUAAACAGUUAAAUGUCACAAUCUAGGGAGAAGUCAACAUUUGCUACUUAGCUGUCACAUAUUUUAAGAUUAUGUAAUUUAAGUUUUUUGAAUGUUAAUAUUUUUCGAUGCUGUACGUUAAAAAAAAACCACAACUCUCUUAUUGAGAGGCAGAGCUCAACCAUGAAAAAAGGACAGGCAAAUCCAGAUACCCUGAUGCAUGCUGUUUCUGCAGGUUUUGCUGGCAAGAAUAUGUGCUGAAACUAAAAAUACAAAGCUGGAGCUGAAAGUCUUGCCUUUCCUAAUCUUGUGCUUACAGAACUCUCUGUCAGUUCAGGAAGUUCUCAGAGAUCUGACCCACUGGCCACAGGUAUCACCUCAAUGUUACUUUGUCAUAAAAGCAUGAGGCACUAUUAAAAUAUG